AUAUAUAAUUUAUGAAUUGGUAAGUUCACUUAACAAUAUCGAACAUUUUUGUAUUUUAACAACUGGCCACAAAAAGUCUUAAUUUUUACCUCUGGAAAAAUAUAUAUUUAUAUUUAAAAUUUUUAAAUAUAUUUAAUUCUAUUUAAGAAAACCGUGUGACCGUUCUAUAGAAAACCCAUAACCCUUCUUUUUUCGUUGGUAUUUUCUCUAAAGAAACGAGCAAAAGUCGUUUGUUAUGGUUCUUCUUCUUCCCGAAAACCAAAUAAUAAUAAAAGCGAAUUUUAGACUUUAAUGCCUAUUAUAACAUGGCCCAUAAGGAGAUGACGAUCCACAGAUACUACAGCCGGAAAGCCAAAUAUGCCGGUUACGCGGAGGCGGAUCUGGAGCUGUGCAUUAGGCACUGCGGCGGGGACGUGGUGCGCAUUGAAUUGGUGAACCGGCUGCAUGGCACCGAGCUUCGGAGGCAGUUACGCAGGUUACUGCUUCUAGUGUUCCUGGCCACCGCCUACUUUGUGGGAGUUUGCGGUCUUUGGAGCCGGAACAUUGGUCUCUGGCAGCCCCGCAUUAUUUAUCCCCUUGUUACCUGGGCUUUGGUAGCAAUUCUAAUGCUCCGCUCCACUCUAAACCUGGUGCACAUUGAGCGGCUCUUUUACAGCUGGGACAUGGCGUUGCAAACGGAGACGGUGCGAUCAUUCGGGAGGCAAUCGGUGCUCUGCGUCCAGCGGGGGCAGAUCCAUGACAUAGUGCUGAACGAAGUAAUAGAAGAUUUGGAUGUGAAGUACAUGUUAAUUUUACGGACUAAAGGAAGUCUGUUCAAGAAGAGUCCUGUAAUACCAUUAUUCAACAGCCAAUCCCCCUCGUUCGAGUGCCUCCAGCACAUCCAUAGGGUGCUACAUGGUUACUGGCUGAAUAGUACCAAGGAUCGAUCGGAACAGUCCUACAACCAGGACAAGUUAGCCGUGGUGGCCUCGUAG
Molecule: messenger RNA, 974 nt
Organism: Drosophila kikkawai
Lineage: Eukaryota; Metazoa; Arthropoda; Insecta; Diptera; Drosophilidae
Gene: PIG-H
Product: Phosphatidylinositol glycan anchor biosynthesis class H
Biological process (GO): GPI anchor biosynthetic process
Cellular component (GO): glycosylphosphatidylinositol-N-acetylglucosaminyltransferase (GPI-GnT) complex
Source: RefSeq, a predicted model, not a curated record